This is a messenger RNA of Morus notabilis, 1182 nucleotides long. RefSeq names its product boron transporter 4. The transcript is spliced from 7 exons. The record is from RefSeq and is a predicted model, not a curated record. Gene Ontology annotation, cellular component: plasma membrane. Gene Ontology annotation, biological process: transmembrane transport; monoatomic anion transport; monoatomic ion homeostasis. The coding region runs from base 1 to 1182 and encodes 393 amino acids. Gene Ontology annotation, molecular function: solute:inorganic anion antiporter activity. NCBI's taxonomy places the organism in Eukaryota, Viridiplantae, Streptophyta, Magnoliopsida, Rosales, Moraceae.
AUGUUGUUUCUGCAGGAUGUGGGAAAGGUUUCUCCUGUAUACAUCUUUGCAGCCUUUAUUCCCGCUGUUAUGAUCGCUGGGCUCUACUUUUUUGACCACAGCGUCGCUUCGCAGAUGGCACAACAAAAGGAGUUCAAUUUGAAGAAUCCUUCAGCUUACCAUUGCGACAUCUUGUUGCUUGGCUUCAUGACGCUACUUUGUGGACUACUGGGCCUGCCUCCAUCUAAUGGGGUCCUUCCUCAAUCGCCUAUGCACACAAAGAGCCUCGCAGUUCUCAAGGGGCAGCUGAUUCGGAGGAAAAUGGUAGAGAGUGCCAAGGAAAGCAUAAAGCAGAAAGCCAGCAACUCCGAAAUCUUUGGCCAAAUGCAAGCUGUGUUCAUUGAGAUGGACAUCAGUCCAGAAACUACUGCAGUUGUUAAAGAGCUUCAAGACUUAAAGGAGGCAGUGAUGAAAGGUGAAAACCAAGACGAGAAUGCAAAAGGCGCAUUCGAUCCAGAGAAGCACAUUGAUGAGUACCUUCCCGUCCGAGUUAACGAGCAGAGAGUAAGCAAUCUUCUACAGUCGCUUCUUGUUGCAGCAUCGGUAUGCGCCAUGCCUGCAAUAAAGAAGAUUCCCACAUCAGUUCUCUGGGGAUAUUUCGCCUAUAUGGCCAUCGACAGUCUCCCUGGAAACCAGUUUUGGGAAAGGAUGCUUCUCCUUUUCAUCACUCCCGGCCGCCGAUACAAGGUCUUGGAAGGGGUUCAUGCUUCGUUUGUGGAAUCAGUGCCAUUCAAAUACAUUGCAAUAUUUACCAUAUUCCAAUUUGUGUAUUUCCUGUUGUGCUUUGGAGUGACAUGGAUUCCUAUAGCUGGAAUAUUGUUUCCCUUGCCAUUCUUCCUUCUCAUCAGCAUACGACAACAUCUUCUUCCCAAGCUGUUUCGACCACACCAUCUGAGAGAAUUGGAUGCAGCUGAAUAUGAAGAAAUCACUGGCGCUCCAAGGCGCUCUCUCAGCCUCUCUUUCAGUGAAAGAGAAACGCCACGUGUUGGAAACGAUGAAGGCGGGGUUGAAAUUAUGUGUGAUGCUGAGAUAUUCCAUGAGUUAACAACUAGCAGAGGAGAAGUCAGAGUAAUUAGAACUGUUAGUUUCAGUGAAGACAGAUUUUGUCUGAUUCAUCCUGAUGGUGUUGCGGGAACAGAAUGA